This is a messenger RNA of Symbiodinium necroappetens, 1335 nucleotides long. NCBI's taxonomy places the organism in Eukaryota, Dinophyceae, Suessiales, Symbiodiniaceae. The record is from the annotation of a GenBank genome assembly.
AUGUGGGCCACGCGGGCCUGGGGCCUGCUCGGAGCGAUUCCUUGGCCGAUCUGGGCCAUCGAGACUGGGGAAAUCUUCUCCGAACUGCAAUCCUAUGUGAGAGAUCCCAUCGCCCGGCACACCGCCUGUGCGGUGGAUGCGGACACGCCGACAGUUUGCGUACUGGAGGGCUUCGUAGGCGGAACCACUGAUCUUGAUUACUACAUCCUGACGCUUCCAGAAGAGGGCCUGCUUUACGAAACCUCCCCGAACUUUCGCAGCUUCGGCUCCGAGCCCCUGCAGGCCCCGGACCCCAUCGGUCCGCAUCUGCUACCCUUUCUGGUGACAGAUCCGAAGCACCAGGUAGUCUAUGUCCCUCCUCCAAACAAAUGGCCCACUCCGAAUGCUUGGACGACGUUCACAUUCGUCGUGCGGUCGCUUAUUGGACUUAGUCAAGAUGGCGAAACCAUUAUCGAUGUCCAAUCUGAACCAGGUCUCGUUGUACUAGUUAACCCUCAUCGGCAAAUUGCCGGCUCUGACUUUAACCUAGCUGCAGAUGGAGCGGAUGGCUGGACAGUAUCCGGUCAACUGGAAGUUGUGGGAGGCAACACGCCCAGUGCUGGGGUGAGGCACCAGGCUGUUUCGUGGGGUGGCCUGAACCAGUACAUUUAUGGUGCCGACGAAGUCCAAAGCCUGGACUUUGCCACUGGCAUUGAUUUAGCCAAGUGGUACUUCGAAGCGUCCCCGAAGGUUUAUCACAAAAAGGAGAUGGCAGUGGCAUACGGAGGAACUUUGCGCUUCCGGGUGCGUGCGCAGUAUGGCGACUUCCUGGAGUUGAACGCUCCGUUGGACUGGGUGACAAUCGAGUGUGAGUCCUGCGACACAGGCCACGGGGCUCGCAUCAUUCGUUUUGUCGACGAUACCCUGCGCUGGAUCGGGAACGAAGUCUACAUGGAGUUUCUGCUGAAUGAAAAUGGAAGGUGGUCCUACGACCCCUUGAAUUCUGCUGCAGACUUCCAGUAUGCGACAGCAUGCCAGAUCGCGGCCAUAUUGACGCUGGACCAAUCCAUGAGCAAGGACAAAUGUUUCGAGAAUUGCAAUCCUUGGCGAUUUCACUCGAGGCACCCUGUCGUGGAAAUGCUCGAUUGCGGCGAGGGCAUAGCCUUGGACGACGUGGCCGUUGUGGCUGCAGAUGCUUCGGAGCUACUUGGUGUCGAGCCUUCCUCCUGUGCAUCCAGAACUGGAUGCCAUCCUGGCAAAGUCUUCAGAAGUGAGAUGGCUCGGAUGUUGGAGCAGGUAGCCAGCUGGCCUAGUGGCGGCCUAGCUUGCCCCAGUUGCGCAGGGAAAAAGGGCUGA